Molecule: messenger RNA, 1131 nt
Organism: Fraxinus pennsylvanica
Lineage: Eukaryota; Viridiplantae; Streptophyta; Magnoliopsida; Lamiales; Oleaceae
Source: the annotation of a GenBank genome assembly
AUGGUUCCUAUAGUUUUGGCCUUGUUCUUAAUUUUCAGCUCUCAAAUAGAAGCAGCUCAGCUUCAAGUAAAUUUCUAUAAAUUUACAUGUCCCAAUGCAGAAUUAAUCAUUAGACAGGAGGUCCAAAGAGCCUACUUUAGAGCCAGAGGAAUAGCCGCUGGUCUUGUUAGAAUGCACUUUCACGAUUGCUUUGUCAGGGGUUGUGAUGGCUCGAUUCUUAUAAAAUCGACUCCUGGAAAUUCUGCAGAAGAAGAUGGCCCACCAAAUGCUGGUACUCUUCGUGGGUUUGAAGCGAUCGAAAAUGCAAAGGCUAGUCUUGAACAAGAAUGCAGAGGAGUUGUGUCAUGUGCAGAUAUUCUUGCAUAUGCUGCAAGAGACUCUAUUGUCAUAUCAGGGGGACUCGGAUGGAAUGUUCCAGCGGGAAGAAGAGACGGGCGAAUUUCACGGGCCGAAGAAACUAUUGAUAUACCAGCACCAUUCGGCAACCUAGACCAAAACAUUCGGGCUUUUGCCAAGAAAGGUUUGUCAUCUGAUGACAUGGUUGCACUCCUAGGUGCACAUACAAUUGGUCGCUCUCACUGCACGUCAUUCAGUGACAGAUUAUACAAUUUUAGCCCGACAAACAGUCAAGACCCAACCUUGGACCCGUUAUAUGCAAUACUACUGAAGCAGCAAUGUCCAAGAGAGCCUAAUGGAAAUGUUGAUCCUAACGCAGUUGUUUUCAUGAACUUCAGCCCAACAAUAUCUGAAAACAGCUACUAUGUCCAUGUUUUAAGAAAUCGCGGAUUAUUUACCUCGGACCAGACACUGACUACUAGCCCAGAUACUCUAUCAGAAGUCAGAGACUAUGCAAGGAAUAACAUGCAAUGGCAAACAGAUUUUGCUGAUGCAAUGAUUAAGAUGAGUCAAGUUGAGGUGCUCACGGGAAAUGCCGGAGAGAUUAGGCUCAACUGUAGGUGUCGUCUUUGUUCGACUGAGAGCAUGGCUCCUCUCACAAAUGGGACGUGGAAGUUUUGUUUCAGUCUAGACAGUUCUGCUUGGAUGGAAACUGAUCCAAAUAACUUUUCAAAAUGCUCAAACCCACUGCUACAAGAAGUAAACAUCAGCAUAGAACAAAGAGAUCGGGCUUAG